Penicillium brevicompactum is the source of this 2685-nucleotide messenger RNA. RefSeq names its product alpha-L-rhamnosidase. The transcript has a single exon. The coding region runs from base 1 to 2685 and encodes 894 amino acids. NCBI's taxonomy places the organism in Eukaryota, Fungi, Ascomycota, Eurotiomycetes, Eurotiales, Aspergillaceae. Gene Ontology annotation, biological process: carbohydrate metabolic process. The record is from RefSeq and is a predicted model, not a curated record.
AUGGCGCUCACGCAGCCGAAGAUAGAUUCACUGUCUUUUGAGCAACAUUCAACUGGAUUUGGAAUCGGGAUAUCCAGUCCUCGCAUUUCGUGGACGUUCGCGACUGACGAGAACACACGCGACUGGGAACAAACGGAAUAUGACAUUGAGAUAGCCCACGAUAAAUCUUUCAAAUCAGAGUCUUAUCAUGUCAUCAGCUCUGACUCGGUUCUUGUGCCUUGGCCGAGUCAUCCAUUGGAAUCCCGCGGGAUAGCCCAUGUCCGAGUUCGCUCGUAUGGCGGGUUGGUACCAGCGUCGACUGAAUGGUCUCGCUGGAUGACUGUUGAAUGCGGCUUGCUAGACAAGCAAGACUGGACAGCGCGAGCCAUAACUGGCGAGGCGAAACAGCCCGAAGGCCCUUUGCGGCCAAUCCGCUUUCGAAAGACCUUUUCACUCCCUCAUGGUCCAAUGCAACGAGCUCGCCUUUACAUCACCAGCCUGGGCGUUUUUCAGGCUUACAUCAACGGUGCCCCAGUGGGAGACCAUUUCAUGGCCCCUGGCUGGACGAGUUACCACCAUCGCUUGAAUUACGAGGUUUUUGAUGUCUCGUCUCUUUUGCGCCAGGGAGAGUCAAACACGAUCGCAGUCGAGGUCGCCGAAGGUUGGUAUGCAACUCGGCUUGGAUUUCUCGGAGGUCGUCGAUAUCUAUAUGGCGAUGAGAUGGCUCUGAUAGCCCAGCUCGAAGUCGAAUCCGCAACGGGUAUUGAGCUUGUCGCCGCAUCGGAUUCAACCUGGAAAAGUCACCAAUCUGCGAUUAUCAGCAGUGAGAUAUAUGACGGAGAGAUCUACAAUGCGUUAGAAGAGCAGGCUGGAUGGAAUAGACAUACAUUUGCCUUGGAGUCAUCCUGGACUUCAGUUCGGGAGAUCGAAUUCCCCAAAGCAGAGCUCGUGGCACCAAAUGCUCCUCCAGUGAGGGUGACAGAGACUAUCAAGCCAAUUCAGAUCAUUACCACACCUUCUCAAAAGAAGAUAGUUGAUUUUGGCCAGAAUCUAGUCGGGCGAGUCCGCAUUCCAAGUCUGAAUAUUGGGAGCGGCGAUACCAUCGUUCUGACCCACGCCGAAGUUUUAGAAGAUCAGGAGCUGGGAACCCGUCCACUGCGUGUGGCAAAGUGCACUGAUAAGGUCACAUCUGCAGGCGAAGAGAUGGACUGGGCUCCUCAAUUCUCAUUCCAUGGUUUUCGAUAUGUACAAGUCGAACACUGGGAUCCAACUCUGGAUAACAUUGUUGCAGAGGUCAUGCACACAGAUCUCAAUCGCACUGGCUGGUUCAACUGCUCCCACCCCAUGAUCAAUCAGCUUCAUAAAAACGCUACAUGGUCUAUGCGAGGCAACUUCUUGUCCAUUCCCACCGACUGUCCUCAAAGAGAUGAGCGACUUGGUUGGACUGGGGAUAUUCAAGUUUUUGCACCUUCCGCUAGCUUUUUAUACAACACAUCCGGCAUGCUGGGCGACUGGCUCAAGGACCUUGCCCUGGAGCAGCUCGAAAACGCCAAUGCGAUCCCUCCUUUCGUCGUCCCCAGUGUGAUCUCUGAAGAACUUUGGCCCAUCUUCCCCCAAGCAAUCUGGGACGAUGUCACCAUCCUCCUUCCGUGGACUUUAUACCAAAAUUAUGGAGACCUUGACAUUCUUCGAAGACAAUAUCCCAGCAUGACAGGCUGGCUGGAUCGAGGAGUACAACGCGGCCCGGACCGUCUGUGGGAUGAUAGUCUUUUCCAGCUUGGAGACUGGCUCGACCCUACCGCACCGCCGGAUCAACCGGGCAAUGCACGGACAGACGGAACACUCGUGGCCGACGCAUACCUAGUGCACGUCACAAAAGUACUGGGAGAGAUUAGCGCACUUAUUGGGGAGUCAACGGACGCUGCUCGAUACAAUUCUGAGUAUCGUAAACUGAAACUCCGAUUUCAAGAGAAAUAUGUCUCUCCAGAAGGCUGGCUCGUUGGCGACACACAGACCGCGCUAGCGCUUGUGCUGGUAUUUGACCUUCUCGAUAAUCCAAACCAGGUAGUGGCAGCAGGUACACGCCUAGCACGAUCAGUGCGAAAAUCCAAGUUCCAGGUUUCAACAGGUUUCGCUGGUACACCACUGAUCACUCAUGCACUCACGAAAACCGGGUAUCCGCAAUUGGCAUAUCGUAUGCUUCAAGAAAAGAAUUGCCCAUCGUGGGUGUACCCGAUCACGAUGGGAGCCACGACCAUCUGGGAACGCUGGGAUAGCAUGCUCCCGGAUGGGUCAAUCAACCCAGGAGAAAUGACCAGCUUCAACCACUAUGCUUUGGGUUCAAUUAUCAACUGGUUGCACAAGACUGUUGCUGGUGUGAGUCCACUGGAGCCUGGGUGGCGACACAUUCUUGUGCAGCCUAUGCCUGGGGGCACAGUCACGUCGGCAGAGGCCAUUUAUGAGACCUCGUAUGGGCGUCUCGAGUGUAGAUGGGAGGUGAAGGAUGGAAGUGCUUUCCAUCUUGAGAUGAUCAUACCGCCGAAUUCGAAGGCUCGUGUCAUCCUACCGAGUCAGUCUGGAGAAGAGGAUGGUCAGUGGAUUGGAUCGGGAAAGUAUGAGUUUACAACGACAUUCCAAAGCCAGGCUGAUUGGCCUCCGAAGGCACUUUUGCCCCCUAUGUUUGAGUCCGAGGACAGCUUUGUUUAA